AUGGUGUUUUUUUUUUACAUUUUCAAUCAUUCAUACAAUAUAUUUGCUGUAUCUAUUAAUCUUAUUUUUUUCGCUUUUCUCCCUCCUAUUCAAAUUAUAUUGCACACUUUUUACUUUUCUAUCUAUCUAUCUAUCUAUCUAUCUAUCAUUUUUAUCUAUGUCUAUUCUGCUCUUUUUUCAUAUCUAUCUAUCUAUUUUAUCUAUCUAUCUAUCUAUCUAUCUAUGUCUAUUCAGCACUCUUUUUUCAUAAUCUAUCUAUCUAUCUAUCUAUCUAUCUAUCUAUCUAUGUCUAUUCAGCAUUUUUUCAUUUUUUUUCUAUCUAUCUAUCUAUCUAUCUAUCCUAUUCUAUCAUCUAUUCAUCUAUUCACAUUCAUUCUCUAUCUAUCUAUCUAUCUAUCUAUCUAUCUAUUCAUCUCAUCUAUCUAUCUAUCUAUCUAUUAUCAUCUAUCUAUCUAUGUCUAUUCAUCUAUCUAUCUAUCUAUCUAUCUAUUCUAUUCAUAUCUCUAUUCAGCACUUUUUUUCAUAUCUAUCUAUCUAUCUAUCUAUCUAUCUAUCUAUGUCUAUUCAGCACUCUUUUUUCAUAUCUAUCUAUCUAUCUAUCUAUCUAUCUAUCUAUCCUAUCUAUUCAUGUCUAUUCAGCACUCUUUUUUUUUCAUAUCUAUCUAUCUAUCUAUCUAUCUAUCUAUCUAUCUAUCUAUCUAUCUAUCUAUGUCUAUUCAGCACUAUUUUUUUCAUAUCUAUCUAUCUAUCUAUCUAUCUAUCUAUCUAUCUAUGUCUAUUCAGCACUCUUUUUUAUCUAUCUAUCUAUCUAUCUAUCUAUCUAUCUAUCUAUCUCUAUUCAGCACUCUUUUUUUUCAUAUCUAUUCAUUUCUAUCUAUCUAUCUAUCUAUCUAUUCAGCACUCUUUUCAUAUCUAUCUAUCUAUCUAUCUAUCUAUCUAUCUAUGUCUAUUCAGCACUCUUUUUUCAUAUAUCUAUCUAUCUAUCUAUCCUAUCUAUCUAUCUAUCCUAUGUCUAUUCAGCACUCUUUUUCAUAUCUAUCUAUCUAUCUAUCUAUCUAUCUAUCUAUCUAUCUAUCUAUCUGUCUAUUCUAUCUUUUUUCAUAUCAUCUAUCUAUCUAUCUAUCUAUCUAUCCAUCUAUCUAUCUAUCUAUCUAUCUAUUGUCUAUUCAGCUUUUUUCCAUAUUAUCUAUCUAUCUAUCUAUCUAUCUAUCUAUCCUGUCUAUUCAGCACUCUUUUUUUUCAUAUCUAUCUAUCUAUCUAUCAUCUAUCAUCUAUCUAUCUAUCUAUUCAGCACUCUUUUUCAUAUCUAUCUAUCUAUCUAUCUAUCUAUCUAUCUAUCUAUCUAUGUCUAUUCAUCACUCUUUUUUUUAUUCAGCACUCUAUCUAUCUAUCUAUCUAUCUAUCUAUCUAUCUAUCUCUAUCUAUCUAUCCAUCCUAUUCAGAUUUUUUUUCAUAUCUAUCUAUCUAUCUAUCUAUCUAUCUAUCUAUCUAUCUAUCUAUCUAUCUAUGUCUAUUCAGCACUCUUUUUCAUUAUCAUCUAUCUAUCUAUCUAUCUAUCUAUCUAUCUUCUAUCUAUGUCUAUUCAGCACUCUUUUUCAUAUCUAUCUAUCUAUCUAUCUAUCUAUCUAUCUAUCCAUUCUAUCUAUGUCUAUUCAUCUAUCUAUCUAUCUAUCUAUCUCUAUCUAUCUAUCUAUCUAUCUAUCAGCACUCUUUUUCAUAUCUAUCUAUCUAUCUAUCUAUCUAUCUAUCUAUCUAUGUCUAUUCAGCACUCUUUUUUCAGCAUAUCUAUCUAUCUAUCUAUCUAUCUAUCUAUCUAUCUAUCUAUGUCUAUUCAGCACUCUUUUUUUUCAUCUAUCUAUCUAUCUAUCUAUCUAUCUAUCUAUCUAUCUAUCUAUGUCUAUUCAGUCUUUUUUUUCAUAUCUAUCUAUCUAUCUAUCUAUCUAUCUAUCCAUCUAUCUAUCUAUGUCUAUUCAGCACUCUUUUUUCACAUCUAUCUAUCUAUCUAUUAGAUCUAUCUAUCUAUCUAUGUCUAUUCAAAAAAUUCAUUCUAUCUAUCUUUCUAUCUUGUUCUAUCUAUCUAUCUAUCUAUUCAGCACUCUAUAUUCAUCUAUCUAUCUAUCUAAUCUAUCUAUCUAUCUAUCUAUCUAUCAUAUGUCUAUUCAGGAUUCAUCUAUCUAUCUAUCUAUCUAUCUAUCUAUCUAUCUAUCUAUCUAUCUAUCUAUGUCUAUUCAGCACUCUUUUUUUCAUAUCUAUCUAUCUAUCUAUCUAUCUAUCUAUCUAUCUAUCUAUCUAUGUCUAUUCAGCACUCUUUUUUUCAUAUCUAUCUAUCUAUCUAUCUAUCUAUCCUCUAUCUAUCUAUGUCUAUUCAGCACUCUUUUUCAUAUCUAUCUAUCUAUCUAUCUAUCUAUCUAUCUAUCUAUUCAUCCCUUUUUUCUUCCUAUUCAUUCUAUCUAUCUAUCUAUCUAUCUAUCUAUCUAUCUAUCUAUCCCUGUUUAUCUAUCUCCUAUCUAUCUAUCUAUCUAUUCGUAUCUAUCUAUCUAUCAUCAUCUAUCUAUCUAUCUAUCUAUCUAUCUAUCUAUCUAUCUAUCUUAUCUAUCUCUGCACAUGCAUGCAUAUAACAGACACACAGACAGACACACACAUAUAUAUAUAUAUAUAUAUAUCUAUCUAUCUAUCUAUCUAUCUAUCUAUAUCUAUCUAUCUAUCUACGUCUCUUCUUAUCUAUCUAUCCUCAUUCUCCUCAUCAUUAUUUCUAUUUUCUGCUUUCGCUUUCCUUCCCUCUCUCUCCCUCUCAUGCAAUUAUGCAUCCAUAUAAAAAUAGAGGAAGGCCGUUGGGAGAAAAGAGAGAGAGAAAGAGAGACAGAGAGAAAGAUGGAGAGAGGAGAGAGAGUAUUUAAUGUAUUUCUCCUUACACUCCUUUAG
Acanthosepion pharaonis is the source of this 2922-nucleotide messenger RNA. Lineage: Eukaryota; Metazoa; Mollusca; Cephalopoda; Sepiida; Sepiidae. The record is from the annotation of a GenBank genome assembly.